AAUGUGGAAUUUCUGUCACUUUUCUUAAAAGAAAAUUUACCCAGAAGUAAAGUAUCGUUAUAUGGCACUUUGUAUUGAAUGAUCCUUGUCAUAGGACAAUCAUAUCACCAACAAAUGCAAGCAUCAUAAAGCUAAUUUUAGUAAUUCGCCACGCUAGAAAGGUUCAGUUAAUAACAGGUAGAAAGAGGACAAUAUUCAGGCAAAUUAGGGGAUUCCACAUUCCAAAUCCGCACGUUAUCCAUGCUAUCUGCCCUCCGCAGUUUGCGGACUUUCUUUGUUGUGCAACAUGGGCACAUUUUACGAAGAUGGAGAGUAGACAUGCAAAUCAGCGAUUAUAAAAUGGUGCCUUUAUCUGGUAGUGGGUCAGUUGUGUCAGUAAGGCUACAUCGAAUCGAAAUCUCAAGAUCUAAUUCCUUGUAGUAGUGCGUAUGACUAAAAAAAUGCAUUUAAAAUAAUGGCUGAUCCUAACAAUUCAUUUGGAAUACAUUCUACUUUGACAAUGACAUUCAAUUGUCUUCCAAUUUUUUUGGUGAUUUUCCUACCAUUAAGUGUACUCACAAGUUGCCCAAAAUCAGUUCAACGGACUAGCAGAUUGGAUAUUUGUUCUAAACAUGGAUCAUACAUCAACGGAUCUGUCACCUCUGCUGAUGGUUGCUUCAGUGUUGUUGCUGAAAAUGACUGUACAUAUGGAAUAACACAGUGGGAAGCUGCAGCAAUACCAUUUGAUCAAAAUCUUGGUGUUUACAUGAAUGCAUAUGAUGCUUAUGACGUGAAUGGUAGUUUCCCAAGGUUUGCAUUGAACAUCACCAUUUCAAAAAAACUACAUAAGCCAUUAUGGUUUAUGUACGAAGAUUUUAUUAAGCCCCAGGAUGCCAAAUGUUUUACAUUAACCAAAAACAUGAAUGAGUCAAAAUGUGAGGAUGUUUUGCCGCAUUAUGAUUGCCUUGUCAGAGAUUCUGCUAGUUCACUUAUGACAAGUGAUUCAUACACAACCAUUAGGGUUCUAGCCAAUGGCAAAAAAAUGCAGUAUAAAUUUAGGAAUUUAUAUGGCAGGAAUGUGGGUGAUGGAGUAAUAUUUUUCUACAGUCAGACAUCAAGAAUGAACCACCUUUUAACUACUUUCCAAGCUUUAGCUGGCAUAGAUAGCUAUAAAAUUACACUUUGCCAUAAGGGAAAAACUAGAUGCCCCAAGAACUUUAAAGUGAAUUUGUCGGAUGAUUCUACAUAUUUCGAAAGGUACGCCGAUUUGGUAACUUUCCAAAUUUCGCAAGUGACAUUGGAAAAAGGAAACUAUGAGCUUGUCAUCGAAUGCGAAAGCUUAUCAAGCAAUGUGGCAGGCGCCAGUUGUUGCAACCAAAGUAGAAUCUUUGAAAUUUUCAUUGCUCAUCAAUUUCCCCAAGUGGAUAUAGCAAUAAUUGUUGCCCUGAUUCUACUUUUUGCCUUCUGUAUCCUUGGCGCAAUGGCGCUGUAUCUUCGACAAAAAAUACUCGAGCCAAUUUCCAACGAUUUCAGAAUGUUGCUGGUUUUUGAUUCAGUUAGCGUCCAACACACUCAAUACGUCAAGGCGACACGAAUUUUUCUACGUAAAUUGCUAGGCGUGGAGGUGCUUCUAGAUGUUGCCGACAUGGAAAAUAAAGAACAGGGUUCUCCAUUUCAGUGGUAUAUUACGGCCAUUGAACGAGCGGAUUGCAUCGCUGUUGUUGUUCCUCAAAAAGCGGAUCAUUCCCAGUGUCGUGGCUCGCCCUACCACAAAACCUUUCAAUUGUGUUUAAAUAUGCUUGCAUCCCACCUAGAAAAUACGCUAAGCGAUAAUAAGACCAAAGUCUCAAACAGAUACCUUACUCUUAUGCUUCCUAACUCAGACCCAGAACUAAUUCCUCCAUUUGCAAAGUUCAUGGCUCGUUUCCAAAUCCCGUCUGAUUAUUUUUUCUUACGACAUCAUAUUCAGUCAAUCCGAAAGCCGUUCCUUGUAUGUUUGCCCAGAUGGCUUCCUUUUAAGCAAAAAUCCGCAAACAAAUUAUUUUCCACCAUUGUUGAACGCCUAGAUGUAUGUGAAGAACAAGUUGCACUUAUGCUAAGCGACAAAGGAAACCGUAACAUUGAGUCUAAUCAUGACUGCAAGUCAAGUCUGUUACAAGAAGAGGUAUUGGCAAUCCAGAAUCGAACCAAAGAAUUUGAUGCAAUUUACGGAAAUCAUAUCCAAAGUGUAAGAGAUUUAGCACCAGUGAUAGAUCCGAUCAAAUUUUAGGUUUCUACUUAUUUCUGCUGCUGUUGAUGUAAUCUGUUUUUACGGUGAAUUUAAAAUAUAUGGUAUUAUCAUA
Messenger RNA from Daphnia magna, 2321 nucleotides. RefSeq lists its product as uncharacterized. The transcript has 4 exons. Gene Ontology annotation, molecular function: interleukin-17 receptor activity. The coding region runs from base 455 to 2248 and encodes 597 amino acids. The record is from RefSeq and is a predicted model, not a curated record. NCBI's taxonomy places the organism in Eukaryota, Metazoa, Arthropoda, Branchiopoda, Diplostraca, Daphniidae.